AUGAGCACGACUACGGCCAAGCGGUGUGCCGAGGCCGCGGCCACGCUCCGGGAGCUUCUUGUGACGGCGGCGGGCCGAGGGAUUAGCAUUGAAGAUUCGUUUGCGCACUUUGACCACGGACGCGACGGUGUCAUUGAUCUCUCGCAGUUUGUGCUCGGGUUGCGCUCGCUGGGCAUUCCGGUCUCGGUCGAGGUCGGGAGCCUCCUCCUCUUUCAAAUCUCGGAGAAAAGCUCAACGCACCUCACGUGCAAGGACUUUCAUCGACUCUGCGACCCGCACUCGACACUGUACACCAAGCGCAAAGGCAAGCACGUGCCGACAACACGAAAGAAGAAGAAGAAGGGAAGCGCUCCCAUCACCCCGUCGGCACCGCCCCCAAAGCGGCGAAAACGACCCCCCGAGAAAAGCUCUGUCGACCCCAUUGCAGCGGCCCAAGGCCUUCCGCAGUGGGCCCACGACCGGAGCAAGCGCGCGCUACGGGAACUACAGCACCUCUCCAAGAUACGCCCGUUUGUACCAACCACGCCAUUGGCCGACGACGACCGAAGCGGCAGCGAGAGCGACGAAGCGCCCAAUCAAGCGUCGCCACCACGCCUCAAGGUGCCCCCCGUCGCGCUAGGUGCCUUGGAUGCACCGCAAUAUACGACGUUUGCGAUCAACGAGUCGACCGUGUUGGAAUAUGCCAUUUUGCUUGCGCCAUCGGCGGACGAGAAGGACGAGAAUGACGCGCCCGAGGCCCCGCCGUCCUCGUUAUUUGGCGACGACGUGGCCAAAGUACAAAGCCGCGUGACACGGCACCUCGACACCCGCAAGACGCACACGUGCGCGCGGCUGAUAGUGGUUUUGGACGCGUUCCAAACGAUCGCGAUGAUGGAAGCGCUGCUGCAGCCUUUUUUUCGGGUCUAUCCGCUCGCACGGGUGCUUGUCAUCGGGCAUGUCGCCAAGGUGGCUCCCGACUCUAUCGUUACGAAUACAACCUUGGCGUCGUACAUGGGCGCGCUCCUGCUGCAUUUGAUGGACACGCGUGCGUGGAGUGUCCAGCCCAAACAAGGACCGGGUGCGGUGCCCCAGCUGCUGCUCGGGUGCGGGUCCGGGGCGGCGGUUGCGAGCUGGUUUACGCUUGUGACGGCGGCCGAAGACCCAAAGCUUCGCGUGCUCAAUAUGGCGCUCAGUGCGCUCUUUCUCGUCAACGGUUUUGCGAGCGCGUCCGAAGGCAGCGUCAAGUCCAAGCUCCACCCCUUGCUGCACGGACUGCACGCGACCAAAGGCGACAUCGAGUGCCACGAACAGCUUGUGCAGUUGCUCUUUUGCGACGCGUACCUGGCGCAGACCUCGCGCGAGACCGCCAUGCAAUUGUUCUUUCAACAUCGGCGCCAAUUUCUCGAGCCAACAAACCGCGCACAGCUCCAGCAACGCCUGAGAGCCAUUCCCAAGUUUACCGCUCUCAAGCCUGUCUUGCGCAACCUCCACGUGCCGUUGAUCCUGCUGCAAAGCUCGCAAAACGCGUGGGUGCCGCCCAGUGCCGCGACUACGCUCCAGGAAGGCCACGUUCUCGUUACGUCGUUAUCGGAAGCUUUCAAGCAACCCAACGCGGUGUACGUGGCCUGGCUCAAGGCCGGGCACGAGGUGCUCCAAGAGCGCUCGUCGUUUUGCCUCCAGUUUCUGGAUGCGAUUUUUGCCGCCGUCCUCGAGCACGUGACGCUGGCGCCAAUUCGAGGAGCCGACGACGACGACGACGUGACGACUGUCGACGGGCUCGGCCACCGCACGCGGGAGGGACGCCACCACCUCGCCAGUGACGACGAUGACGCGCUCGUCGUGCAAGCACCAACCAAGAAUUGUGCUGACGAUGGCGCGGGACCGCAGUGGUCGUCGCGGGUGCUCGCCAUUUUUCGCGAGCACGGUAGCCAAGGAGUUCGACAAGAGCUGGUCGACCGCGACAUUGAUCUGCCGCUGGGCGCGUCGGACAAUAGCUUGCUGAACGCACUGGAAGAUGCACUGGCGGCCGAAGACAGCGCGUAUGAGGUCAUUUUGACCUCCAAAGCUGCGUUGGCGUCGCUGCAGGAGGCACAGCACGCCGAGCUCGCGCGUCUCGAGGCCGAGAAGCAGCAAAAGAUCCUUCGAGAUGGCGAGCGCAAGAAACAGCGGCUCAAGAAAGAGGAGCUCGCGUUCGCCGCGCGUGAACGCGACCGAUUGCGCGCGGUGGCCAUUGUGGACGCCGAGCGUCACGAGCGCCGCAGCAUGGACAUGGAAGAUGAGAAAAGCCGGAAGCGGGAGGACUACGACCGCAAGUGCGCACUGUGGGCCGAGAGCAACCGCAACGCACUCCAAAAUGUCGUCGCCGAGCUCAAAGACGAGCGAAACGAAGCGCUACAGACCCAAGCCGAGAUCAACCUGGGCCUUGAGCGGGCGGCCCAUCGCGCCAGCUUGCAAGCGCAACUGUGGGAGCUCCAGCGCAAGCUGGAAGCAAACCAAGUGACUCUACGGGGUGACGCCGAAGGCUACGGGCUCGAGUGUGGCGUCGACAGCCACGACAUUCCGCGCGUGCUGCAAGGCAUCGAGUGCAUUCUCGCCGACGCCAUUGCGGUCCGCGAGCAGAAAAAACGCAACUUGGCCACGCAAGCUGCGUCCAUCACCAAGCACGAAGCGUACAACAGCCAGUUACAAGACGGCUCCCGCAGUCUCCACAACCUCAGCCGGGCGCUGCAUCGCGCCGAGACAGAAAACGUCAUUGCCAAGCCCGAUGCCGGUGGCGCCGUCCGGCUCGUGCCAGCUACCCCCGCGGCCAUUCGUGCUCUCCGUGAAAAGGUGCAGCUGCUAUCGCAAGAUACGGCGCAGCUCCAGGCGCUCACAACCGCGAGUCUCGAAGAGGUCACAAUGUUCGACCGGGCCAUGCAAAGCAUCGCAAUUCUGCAAACACGCACAGAAGCCACGGUGCGCGAGCUACUGGUCAAAGCCGCCAUUAUGGUCCAAAACGCCAACGAAGAGCUGAGCUUGCUUCGGGAAACCCAGGAAGACGAAGCCGUCGCCGACGCCAAGCGGCUGCAUGCGACCAACACGACGAUCGCGCGCAUGACGUUGUUGAGCGCCGAGGUGACGCGGAUCCAGGGCGUGACAACCAAGAUGGUCGACAGUGCCAUCUACGUGGCAGGGACAUUACAGCGCCUUGACAAGGCGACCCUCGAGCGCAAAUGCAAGGAGGAGCUCGAUGCACUCGCUAUCACGCUCGACGAGCUCCGUGCACAAAGCGCCGCCGCGAUAGCAAUUCGUGCCGACCUCCGCCUCAACAUCAAACGCAUUGUCGAAGGCCUCGCGCUGCUUUUGAGUGCACAGUCCCAAUUAGCCAAAUUUGAGAAAUUCGCCGCGUCGACCACGGUCAAGGAAGAAGCCGAGCGGGACGCACAGGCGCGGGGGUAUUCGGAGCGGUCGGCCGCGUUGGCGAGGGAGCGACUUGCGAUUCCAGACGUGACGCUCGUGCGGUCCAAAAAGCUCUUUGAGCACUCGGUGGAAGAGAAGGAGUGGAUCGCUUUAGACUUGAAACGGGGGGACCACGCAGUGACGCUCUACUCGAGUCUCUCAGAGCGCGAGGCCACCGAGAUGCGCCUCGACCCGCUGUAUCAGACGUCGCUGACCGAAGCCGAGAUCGAGUACAUUCUAUCGCUACCAAGCCGCGUCUCGCUCGCGCUUCCAUUUCUCAAGUCCCCGGCGCACCUCCGCGCGCACUUUUUACUGCGAAAAUAUACGUGCAGCGACGGCCAAGUCGUGCUCAACCAAAUCGACGUGACGUAUGCCCCGCCCAUGCCAUUGCCCCCAGGCCUCGACCUUCACGGGAUGCUGCAGCGAAAACUCGCCGAGAGCCUUCGGCACAAGCCGUGGGCGUCGUGCAAUGCGAAAGAGCAGCUCUGGCUCGCCUGCGAUGCGCGUCUUGGCGCGAACCAAAUGCACUUGCUGCCGCCCUUUCCUGUGGGUUUCCCCGCUCCGGAUAUGACCGCCGACCAUAUACGGGACGUCGCCGGCCAAAUGUGGAGUCCCAGUAUGCCACCCGCCGCCGCCGCUGUCUGGACCGUGCUGCAUGAAUUCGGUGGACUCCGCCCCAACGCCCAGCACAUUGUUGUCAUCUCGACCCUAUCCGAGCUUGUCGAGGCCGACGAGCGAGCUACGAUCCUCGUCGACGCCAAGACCCAGCGCACUCUUCUUGACGCCAACAAGUGCCAACUGCGAGCGCGGAAGAGUGCAACCCAUGAGAUUGCUGUCGACGCUGUGGGCCUUAGUCUCACGGUUUCGAUCGUCUUUGAAGUCCAGUACGACCACGUACAGCUCAACACAAGCGAGAGCAUGGGCCGCAUCGUGCUUCGCCACGCGCCCAACCGCGUGCCGAUCGCGCAAGGCGUCUACCACAUAGUCGUGGGGUGUCCUUCGGACACGACGUACUCGAUCUCGGUGUCAAUGCAUGAAGCGAUGCCCGCGUCCGAGUUUGUGCGACGCGCCAAGGCCUCUGCGCUGACGCAACAAGCCCGCUUGCCCGUCGGUCGCGAAGAAGUGUUGCAGAUCUGGGAGAGCAUGCGCCUGGCCGAGCGCAAGUUGGAGCUGGUCGAGAAGGCGUCGUCGGCUGCGAUGCUCCGCGCGAAAGAACACGAAGCCAAGAUGGGGCAGCUCCAGCGGCUCUUGGACGCACCAACUAGCGCUGGGGCGACACUGAAUCGCAAAGAUCUGCUGGCGCAGAUUCGAACGCUUGAUCGCGCGUUCACCAAGCAAUGCAAGCUGCACGCGAUCCGGCAAGACGAGAUCCACGACAUCAAACGCGGACUACACCAUUUGGCGUCGCUCCACGCCAAGCUGCUAUUGGAGCGCGCCGAGCUCGAGACGGCGCUGACGUAUGCGCGUCAGCACCUCCCGUACGCGGCCGCCCGCAUCGAGGGCGCGACGUCCGGCUUCAAGGUGGCGUACGCGCUCAACGCCGAGUACAAUGUUGUCAAGACGGCCAAGAUGCGGUGGCGGGACCUCGCGGCGCUCAAGCACCAGCUGCCAAAACUCCUCACGUCGGCCCAGCGCGUGCGUCGCAAGUACAAAAGAAACAAGCUGUCGCUCGACGCGGCUGAGCGGCAAUGGGUCCUGCUCGACCGCAUCGUGCACCCCGACCUUUAUCUCUGGGAACAAGAAGCGUCGCAGCACGCGCACAUGCUCAACCAAAAGACGACGAUUCCAAUCGGGUACAGCCUUUCCAAAAUCGAGGCCGACAUGAACGCCUACUCGGCGGCCGAGCUCCAGCGAUUGGUCGACGCGCCCUACAAUGCACUCUCGCGAAGAGAAAUUCUGGUUCGCAAAGCGAUGCUCAAGUUCCGCGACGAAAGUGUCUUGCGGCACCACACCAUCACCGCGGCCGACAAGUCCGCUUCCAUCCUUCGGUCCUUGCCCCUUGAUGCCCUCGAUGCCGACCAGAAAGCAUGGCUCGCGCUCGACAAGCUCUUACACCCCGAGCUCCACUCGCGCUUGCUCACGACGGUGCCGGCCGCCAAGCAAUGGACACGCGACUCGCUGUUAGCGCUGCUUCAGACGCCGGACGACCAGAUUCCGUCGCUGGAUGCCGAGGCCCGACGCGCGCGCGCCCUUGUCCUCGCGUACGACGGGCCGUUUGUCUACGAGCUUGUGCAUGGUCCGUCAACGGCGUUAACGGCGCCGAUCAAGCAUUCGCUCGUCGACCAUUCGCAAGCCGGUCAAAAAGUCGAAGUCGACGUCGACGCACGGUGUCGCUCGGUGCUGCACGAACUCGAUCGGGCAAUCAGUAGUACCAAUGAGUUUAUGGACUCGAGUGUCCUGCACAGCGCGCCUCAGCGAUUCCCGACCAGCGUGUUGCGGCUCGAGCUCGAGAAGGAGCUCGACCGACUGCUCCUGAGCCAGGUCACGGAGCGGGAGGAGGCGGAAUGGGGCGCCUUCCAGAACCCAAAGUCGCUUCUGAACUUGCACGUGCAAGACGGCGACGACGACGCCAAGACCACGCAAGGCGUCGCGCACGUGUCCGACUCGGACUCGGACCUUGAAGCGCGCUUGGCGCGCGAAGAGCAGCGGAAACUUGCGCUCAAGCAGCUGCAAAAAACAAACAAAAAGGCCAAACCAAGCUACCAAAAGCAAAAACGGGCGAUUCAAGACGCCCUCGUGCCACGGUCCAUUGAAGAGCAGCAAUUGGAGCUCGAGAAGAAAAAUCUAGGUCCUGGCGGGUGCAUGGCCUGCCGCAAAAACCCGUGCACGUGGGUUCCGUACCUCAACGCGACCAAGGACACCAUCGUGCACCGCAUCCACCUUCUCAAGGACGAGACCGAGCGCGUCAAGCGCUCAAAAGAGGCGGUUCUCAGCUCGAGUCUGUGCAUGUCGGCUGUCCGCGGCGGCGUUGAGGCCAUCUCGAUGCGCAAGAUGGACCUCUUCCUCGAGCUCACGUCCGAAAUUCGCACCUGGGACAAGCACUUGCGGCUUCGCGACGUGGACUCGGAGUUGCACGCGACGUUCAACUGGCCCCACGAUCAGUUUGAGACUGUCGCGCUCCACGGCUUUGUUCAAAUGCAGCAGACGGAAAAAGUCAAGGCCGCGUUGACACGGGAACAAAAUUCGCUGGUUGCGCAGCUCACCACCCAUGAGAUUGUCGAAGACAUUCUCGAAUGGAUGCUCGAAGGUUGGAUCUUUGGCGAGCGCGAGUCGCGGCGCAAGGUGCAAGGCUACGUACCCAGUUUGUACAAGGACGGCCCGCUCAACAUGCAAGUGCUUCGGCGUCUCGAAAACAUGACCGACAAGAAGACGGCCGACGAGCUCCACGACAUGCACGCGACACAAGCCAAGUUUGGCACGCCCUUGGAGAAAUGGACGCCGAUUGAGGUUGACGCGCAAGCGCUCCGCAUCGGCAAGAAGGCGAUAGAAAAAGGGUCGGCGGCCGACAAGGUCCUCGACGAGACCGAGCAAGCGCUGAAGUUUGGCCUCUUUUGCAUGACACUGAUGUAUUUUCGGGGCCUCAGCCUUCUCAAAGCCCAAAAGCAAGUGUGGGGCGCGCGCACGAGCGAACACGCCAAGGUGCACGUCGCCAAGCCCGUCACCGGUCUCCAGCUCGAACGUCAAAAACAAGAGCUGCGGCAGCGGUACACACAACCUCAUUCUAUGGACGAGGCGACACGCCGACCGUGGCGUAGACGCAUCGACGAGGCGCACGCCAAGGCCAAACUCGGCCAAGAGCGCCGGAGCCAAAAGGAAAUGGAGCGUCUCCAAUCGCAGCGGCAAAAAUUGUUUGCAAACAACCGACUCGCGAAGCGCGAAGCCAAAGCCGCGACCUUUCUGCAACGGAUUUACCGGGGGUACUUGGGCCGGGCCGCGGCGGCCAAGUGGAAGAUCCGACGUGCCGAGCUCGAGGCGCGGCAAGCACUCGAGCAAGCGGCCGCGACGACGAUGCAACGCGCGUACCGCGGCCGCCUCGGGCGCAUUGCGGCCGAGGACCGCCGCAUCGAACUGGCCGAGUUUAUUGCGCAAGUCCGGGCUCAAGAGGCCAUUGAAGAAGAGGAGGCGUACUGGAAGCGCAAUCGGUCUGAGCGUUUGCGCCGGCGCAUCAUGGCACUUGUGGACCGCAAGGCAGCGUGAUCAAGGUCGACGUCGGCGACUCAUUCUGGCCUUUGGACAUAGC
Messenger RNA from Saprolegnia diclina VS20, 7657 nucleotides. RefSeq lists its product as hypothetical. Gene Ontology annotation, molecular function: protein binding; calcium ion binding. The transcript is spliced from 35 exons. The record is from RefSeq and is a predicted model, not a curated record. The coding region runs from base 1 to 7614 and encodes 2537 amino acids. NCBI's taxonomy places the organism in Eukaryota, Oomycota, Saprolegniomycetes, Saprolegniales, Saprolegniaceae.